Hippocampus zosterae (dwarf seahorse) is the source of this 4376-nucleotide messenger RNA. Its product is annotated as dihydropyrimidinase-related protein 2. Bases 309 to 2264 code for a protein of 651 amino acids. The record is from RefSeq and is a predicted model, not a curated record. Gene Ontology annotation, cellular component: cytoplasm; cytosol. Gene Ontology annotation, molecular function: hydrolase activity, acting on carbon-nitrogen (but not peptide) bonds, in cyclic amides. NCBI's taxonomy places the organism in Eukaryota, Metazoa, Chordata, Actinopteri, Syngnathiformes, Syngnathidae. The transcript is spliced from 14 exons.
CCCUCACAUCGGCGGUCUUGUCACAUUGUGGUCGCAUGCUCGUAGCUUAGAAACAAAAGUGUUAUCACGUUAAAAUUUUCUCGGGUUUGUUUCGUGACUUGAAGGCAUUUUCACCAGGGUGGGUCUGCUUUCAUGUUGUAUUGUCCUUUUCAUUUGUCUGCUUUAGUCACGCUGCCACCACCUACCUGCAAUUGAAGUCAUUCAUCUCAAGGCGGUGGCCGUGCAGGAGAGCGGAGCUGAGAUAAAGGAGAUUUUUUUGAAUAUCUAUAUUUUGGCCUCCUGUACAGCUGCAACACCGUCUGCAAGGCAUGUCGACCACCGGGGAAGUGGCAGCAAGCGGAUUUUUUAAGAACAUGGGCUCCGACAGCCCCGCCAGACCGAGGCAGCAGUUCUGUGGCAUGUUCUGCCCAGUGGAAGGCUCCUUAGAUAGCAAGACUUUGGACUUCGAUGCGCUGUCUGCGUGCAGAGGAAAGCGAGACAGUCGAGUCAUUGACCGGCAGAGCGACAUUUCCCAGCCCAAGAAGGUGGAGAUCAGGGAGAGCACUGGCAAGGAGGCUUUGCAGAAUCUGGAUGAUGGAAAGAGUGACCGUCUCCUGAUCAAAGGAGCGAAGAUCGUCAACGAUGACCAGUCCUUCUGCGCUGACAUUUACAUGGAGGAUGGCGUUAUCAAACAAAUAGGUGAAAAUCUCAUCGUGCCCGGUGGGGUGAAAUCCAUCGACGCCCAUGGGCGCAUGUUGAUGCCAGGAGGGAUUGACGUGCACACACGCUUCCAGAUGCCCGAUCGAGGCAUGACAUCUGCUGAUGAUUUCUACCAGGGCACCAGAGCGGCACUGGCGGGAGGCACCACGAUGAUCAUCGACCACGUGGUCCCCGAGCCAGGCGUCAGUCUCAUCUCGGCCUUCGAGCAGUGGCGCGAAUGGGCCGACAGCAAGUCGUGCUGCGACUACUCGCUGCAUAUGGACAUCACUGAGUGGCACAGAGGCAUGCAGGAAGAGAUGGAAGCCCUUGUGAAGGAUCACGGUAUCAACUCAUUCCUGGUCUAUCUGGCUUAUAAGGAUCUUUUCCAGCUAACUGACACUCAGGUGUAUGAAGUAUUCAGUGUGAUCCGUGAUCUUGGAGCCAUUGCUCAGGUGCAUGCUGAAAACGGAGACAUUGUUGCUGAGGAACAGCGCCGGAUCCUGGAGCAGGGCAUCAAUGGUCCUGAGGGACACGCCUUGAGCCGUCCCGAGGAGGUGGAGGCGGAGGCUGUAAAUCGCUCGGUGACUGUGGCCAAUCAGACCAACUGCCCUCUGUAUGUCACCAAGGUCAUGAGCAAGAGUGCCGCUGAUGUCAUCGCUCAAGCCAGGAAGAAGGGCACCGUUGUCUAUGGAGAGCCGAUCACCGCGAGCCUGGGAACAGACGGCUCACACUACUGGAGCAAAAAUUGGGCCAAGGCAGCGGCUUACGUCACCUCCCCACCGCUGAGCCCCGACCCGACCACACCAGACUAUCUCAACUCCUUGCUCUCUUGUGGUGACCUGCAGGUGACAGGAAGUGCACAUUGUCCUUUCAACACUGCCCAACGCGCCGUGGGCAAAGAUGACUUCAGCUUGAUUCCGGAAGGUGUCAACGGCACAGAGGAGAGGAUGUCGAUUAUCUGGGACAAGUGUGUGGUGACCGGCAAGAUGGAUGAAAACCAGUUUGUGGCGGUGACCAGCACCAAUGCGGCCAAGAUCUUUAACCUGUACCCCCGCAAAGGUCGUAUUUCUGUGGGCUCUGAUGCAGAUCUGGUGCUGUGGGACCCCGAUGUCACGAAGAUAAUCUCCGCCAAGAGCCACAACUCGAAUGUGGAGUAUAACAUCUUUGAAGGAACCGAGGUGCGUGGAUGGCCACUGGUGGUGAUCAGCCAGGGAAAGAUCGUCUUGGAGGAAGGAAACCUCCACACCACAGAAGGUUCCGGGCGCUUUGUGGCCCGCAAACCUUUUCCGGACUACGUCUACAAAAGGAUAAAAGCUCGCAGCAGGCUGGCUGAGAUGAGGGGUGUUCCGAGGGGACUGUACGAUGGUCCGGUUUGCGAGGUGUCGGUCACCCCUAAAGCCAUGACGCCCGCUUCAUCGGCCAAGACGUCGCCUGCUAAGCAGCCCAACCAGCAACCAGUCAGGAACCUGCAUCAAUCUGGCUUCAGCCUCUCUGGCGCUCAGGUUGAUGACAACAUUCCUCGCCGCAACACCCAGCGCAUUGUGGCGCCCCCAGGUGGGAAGGCUAACAUCACCAGCCUUGGUUAGAACCUUCUAUCCAUUGCGCAGAGGGGGAGGGUAAAGGAUCUGAGGAAGGACGGCCGAUAGGUGCCGUGGGUUCCACGCCGGGAACUUCUCACGAUUACCCAUUUGGCAUUUCGCCAUCCGUGAUCUGUAACUCUGCCACCGCCUGCUUGUUACCCCCACAUUCUCCACUCACCUUCCUCCUCAAACCAGAUCCUCGAGGACGCGGUUCAAAACAAACAAACAAAAAGGUCUGCCUCACAUGACGGAAAAAAAUAAAUAAAAACAAUUGUGCACUUUUUAUUUUGUUUAAUACUGUUUGUUCUUUUUCCAGUUCACUUGCCGUUGGGUGGGCUGAUUUAAUGCUGAUUGGGUACGUUACUGCAAAAGAUCAAAUGUACUGUAUUUUCGAAAUUGGGAGCAGCAUGGGUGCUUCAUCACCACCCAACAUUUAAUCAAUAAUCCACCCGCAGGGCUGUUAAAAGAAGAAAAAAAAGUAACCCAGGGUACAUCAUUCACACACUUUUAUGAUUUUUAUCUUUGCGGAAGUACAUACAGUUGGUCUAAACUUGCUUGUCAGCUACAAAGGCCCGACGGCUGUUGUAAAUGUAGCUUUAUGCCUCAUCUCGCUAUUCCAAGUGGGAUGAAAGCGAAUUAAGGGAAACAUUUAACCAAGGAGGGCCAGAGAAAUGCCUUAUUGUUGUGCCACGUCAUCUAAUUCACACAGCAGCCGUCAACUUUUCAAACUUUUAAAGCCGUCCAUCGCCAACCCGUGCAUUUUCACACAGAAUGUUUCCAGACUCAUCAAUAUACGCCGCUUUCUGUUCUUACUCUUUAUGUGCCUGAAUCCACAGAAAGGUGUAUACAUAAUUGUUUUGCUCUUCUAAAAGUGAAGGAUGUAAGAUAAAAAAAUAGGUGUAAAAUAGCGAGGAUAAACCGAUUCAAAGGUGCCAGAUUUUGUGCUUUCAUUUGGGCCUCUUGUGCCAGUAGAGCCACUGUAAAGAUGUUAUGAGCUCAUGAUCUUGAUUUUUUUUUUUUUUUUAAAGCUGUGUUGUUAAACUGCUCUUUAAGGUCAAUUUGUAACUAGUUGCUGAACGGCUGAGCACUUUCUUUUUGCGCUUGAAAGUGGUGGCGAGCUGAUGAUGUUCUAUGCUGUGUGUGUGUGUGUGUGACUAGUGUGCAGUGUAGAUGUUGGAGGGAUGGACCCCAGCAACACUCGACAAAACCUCCUAACCUCUCAUUUCACUUUUUUGUGUAUGAUCUGUUUUUCAUUCUGCCGAGCAAUAGAUGCGUCGUGGUAUCUGGCUACCAUUGCUCCUCCCAUCUCCUGAUACAACUUUACAUGUUACUUCAAACUAUCUUCAGCAAGCAUAGCAGUACCUAAACCUAAAGAGUGGUGCUUGACGACCUGCACUCUCUUCAUUUCCAUGUUUUCAUUACAUUCAUUUGGAAAACAAUCAAACAAAAAAAGAAUAUCACGAACACAAAUGUUUGCCGAUCCAGAAUGAAAUUGAGAAGAAAGGAGACAAGUCUGUUCCUCAAACACACCAGUUUAGCACCAAAUGUAAGAGUCCCCCCAACACCCCACCCCAAACCUGUUCUUCCCUUUUGUUUCUCUACAUUUUUUGCAUUUUUGGGUUAUGUGCGGCUGUUGCCAUGCCGACAGAGCUCACCACUCUCACGAGCUGCAGAUUGUGUGGCUUGUUUGAGCCAUGCCAGUUAGACUGGAGUUUCACUUUACCAUUAGUAAUUUCCACUCACACACACAAACACAAACACACACACACUAAGCACCACUGUUUGCAUGCCCCAUCCCUCCUUGCACAAUACACACGUUAACCACACAGCUGUACUUUUCUAGUCUGCCUGAGUUCUAAUGCUAUGCCAUAUUAUGCUAAUCAGAUAUACAGUAAGUGAUAUGUAUGUUCGCAACGUGCUGCAGACUGAGAGGGGAUGCCGUUCUGUACAACCGCCUAUAAUCGUAAAGACACUUGCCCACCCCCUCGAAGCCCUCCCCCAACCCCCUACCCCUUUGUGAAAGUGAAACUGUGUGACGGUGUUUGUCCCGGUUGCUAUGGGGAUUCUGGGAUGCUUGCUCACCAUGGGAAAUAAAGUGGCCGGUAAUGUUAAAAAAAA